Schistocerca nitens (vagrant locust) is the source of this 1094-nucleotide messenger RNA. It is a transcript of the gene Pef, whose product is annotated as peflin. Bases 254 to 1018 code for a protein of 254 amino acids. The record is from RefSeq and is a predicted model, not a curated record. Lineage: Eukaryota; Metazoa; Arthropoda; Insecta; Orthoptera; Acrididae. Gene Ontology annotation, molecular function: calcium ion binding. The transcript is spliced from 5 exons. Gene Ontology annotation, biological process: COPII vesicle coat assembly.
ACCAGUGAGGUCAGUACUUAACAAUGAUCUCAUUGGGUGAGUCUAUUUAGCUUCUCCCUUACACGACCCAGGUGAUGUAAUCUUUAAAGAUGGAGUAGAAUACCGAAACACUUUGUACAAUGCACUUUGCCCCCACCAUAGAUAUUAGUCUUACCUGACUCUAUGGUUAAACUUCUGCGACAGUACUAUCAUAGAAUUGUGACUUGCUGGAUGUAUGCAAUUGAUUCUGGUUUACUAAAGUUUGAAAGCCGCAAUGUCAUACCCGCAGAAUCUGAGCUAUGCUGGUUAUGGAGGCGCUCAACCCAGUAGUGGCUAUCCCGGUAACACUGGCUACCCAGGCCAGCAAGCUCCAAAUUCUGCUGGUUAUCUUGGACAGCAAGCUCCAGGUUCAUACUCAGGCGGUGGAGGUUAUCCAAACCCACAGCAGCCCUAUACUGGAGGACAGCCACAGUCCGGAUUUGGUGGCCAGCCAUCGAAUUAUGGCUCUUACCCAGGAGGAUACGACGGAGUAAGUCCGGAAGUACAACAGUGGUUCAAUUCCGUCGAUGUUGACCGCUCAGGAAAAAUAUCAGCAAAGGAAUUACAGGCGGCACUUGUAAAUGGCCAGGGAAAGAAUUUUAAUGAGACAGCGUGUGCCCUAAUGAUAGGCAUGUUUGACCAAGACAAAAGUGGAACAAUUGAUGUCAAAGAAUUUCAGCUUUUAUACAAUUACAUAAAUCAGUGGCUUGCAACAUUCAGAAGUUAUGACAAAGAUGGUUCUGGAAGCAUUGAAGAACAUGAGUUGAACCAAGCUCUUCAGCAGAUGGGAUUCCGUUUCUCUCCGGAUUUUGUGAAGUUUCUAGUACAAAGGAGUGACACAAGAGAACAUAAACGUAUAACUGUUGAUCAGUUCAUUGUUAUAUGUGUGCAGAUUCAGAGGUUUACAGAGGCAUUUCGAGCGCGCGACAAGGAAAUGAGGGGUGUAAUUACUAUUGGAUUUGAGGACUUUUUAGGCUUGGCAUUGAGCUGUUCUGUAUGAAGUCACUUCUGUAUUAUGGAAGCUUUAUACCAGAUGGCUAUAUUCUUUCAAUAAACAUCAAUAGUUAUUGCCAGAA